AUAGUACAUAGCCUCUGUCGACGACGGUUCUCAUACAUGAACCGAACAUUACCGAACUUUAACGAUCUUCGCCGAGGAAGGAAACAAUUUCGUUUAAGGAAAAUGGAUAGCACUUGUGGAGAAUUUAACCCUGCAAUGGACAAUCGUGAUAAAUACACAGAAUCAAUAGAACUGUCCAACAAAUGUCGAGAGUUUUACAGACGUAGAAUGGAGAGCAUGGAAAUGUCUAAACAGCGACUAUCCCCGACUCUCCGAUCCGGAAAUAAGACCAAGAAAUCAUCAAUUGACGUUGCUAUGGAAAAGUUGGGUACAGAAAUGACCUCCCUAAUGGACCAGGACAUGUCCCUGAUGAAGCAGCUCCUGAUGCUGAACGAGGCUAUCGAGGAGUUGAAAUUCAAUCGUCGCUAUAGCAACAGUUCCCUCCCUGAUAGCUCAGGUGACAUUGUCAGUGACUCGGACGACGGAUCAGUGUCCGAGACAGACAUGUUUGUGUCAGAAGAAGACUUAGUCAAAAUGUGCAACAACUGUCAUCUUGGUAACGUUCUGACAAACUCUGUAUCUGCAUCAUCAUGUGACAAUAUCAACCGAGUAUCAACAAAACAGAGCAACGUCAUUCACAGUGACGUAUUCCUGGACAACACGACUCACGACGAGCAAAACGUUUCAUAUGAUUCAGGGUUCGAGUCUAGCUAUGUGUCGUCAUGAAACUACAUCACGUGACACUUUUCGAACUAAAGACGCAUUGGUGCUAUACAUUUUUUACAAACACGUGCGUGCACGGCCUGGAAUACCCUUUACAGUUUCCGAUUUUAUACAACGAUGGUGAUCGCCAGACGACAGAUGUUUACAAUGUAUCACAUCCUUCGUCACCGUACCGCAAUAGAGCUGCUUGUCUGAAACCACUGGACUGGAAUAUAGAGUACACAAAAAUAACAUGAGAGAAUUAACUCAUUCGGACUUAAUUGGCUUUGAUAACUUAUACGAUAAUUGGAAUUCUAUGGAAAAUAAGACUGAAAAAUGCAGAAUAAAAUAUCCUAUUAUAAUUUAAGAACCAUGUAAAACAACUAUGAAUUAAAUUCGUAUACCGUGAUAAACUUUGGUACGCUAGGACUGACGGACGAGCAGCUUCAGAUGCGGUACGGACAUCCAUUAUACAUUCCGACCGGCUGACCAUGUCGGCUACCUAUCAUUGUACAUUAAGUAGUGCUGUGGUGUCUUACCCGCGAUAGUAGAGGUUUUGCCUUCAAACUUUGGUUAACUCCAAACCCGACGGUAUCCACAGAGUGGAUAGACUAAAAAGGUGUAACACACCCUGCUGGGGCAGGGAACCAUGACCCUGGGGAAAAUGAAGCCACGGCCCCGGGGUGUGGUCAUGAACCCGUAUGAGUACCAAACGAGCCGUAAACGACGUGUAGAUACUCAUACGGAGAUCAUACAAAACAAAUAUGUUUCGUUGAAUAAAAUUGUACAACAAUAAUAUAGAGACGAGCAAAAAAUAACUCACAAAAACUAGAUCGAGUAACAGAUGAGUCAGAAACUUAUACAAAAUACACGCGAGCCAGUGUUACUCAUUGGGUAAAAAAAAGUCACUCUCAAGAUUUUCACGUGAGUCUGGAACUCAUGCGAGUGGCAGAUUGCUCAGAAAUUCGCGCAAAGUCAAACACGCAUCUGAGCAGCAGAUAAAUCAGUAGCGCGUGAGAAGCGUACGAGUCAGUAACUCAUGAGUAGCGUACAGAAACUCAGAUGAUACAAUUGUAUGUGGCGCAAAUGAGCAACUCUCUCAUCUGACAUACGAGUUGGAAACACGUGAGUAACUGAAAACUCAGACACUCGCCACUGAGUAACUGUGGAAAAUCACAUGUAUCAUUUGAGUAUUAAACUGGUAAGCCCAGCACACACCUUCAAAAAAGUUUCUGACAACAAUUUAAACCACAGGAGUGUAAUUCUUAUAGCAAUUUAUCGUGGCAAAGCUUGAAUCAACACGUGAUGGCGCUGAGAACGACGGCCUCGUAAAUAUAUCAAUGUUAUUUUGAAAGUCCGGGUGUGUGCUGGGCACAUCCGGGUUCUGAAGCUCCUUCGAAUACCCGGAAACAGAAUUUCGAACGAUUUCGGAUCAGAGAGACUUAGGAUGGAUUUUCACGUUUGAUAUAAAGUGACUAGCUGUAAUUCGAGCUGUAUUAGAUAUUUGUUUUUGUUCAAAGUAAACAAGAUUUUUAAAAAUCAGAAGCUAUAUGCCUGACAAACGUGAUUGAUUCCGUGACGUGUUCCAUCCUAGGUUAUCUGUGGUAACGAGACAACAACAUCAGAGUCUCUCCCGCUCUCAGAUACACGUAUAACAUGAUGUGAUCAAGUUGAACGUAAAAAAACAAAAUCGUAUGUUCACAUUAAUUCGAAUAAGAAAAAGCAAAUCACUUAAAAUUCUUUGGUUAUUUAAGCAAUUUUUAAUUAAGCGUAAAAAAAUACCAUUGAUCAUAAUACUAAAGAUAACGGUAAACCCCCACCCCCUCCCCCAUCCCCCCAAUCUCCUCAGUUCCGCUAUAUGUAAUAUAGGGGAACUUAUUUCAAAUUCAAACAAACAAUUUCAAUGAUGUUUAGAUUUUAAGUUUUAUUGCAUGAUGUUUUGGAUAACGAUGAUUUCUUUUAUCUGUUUUGUUUUUAUUUCACACUGUUUUUAGUGAAAAGAGAUGUAGAUGUGUAAUUUUUCAUGUGUA
This is a messenger RNA of Ylistrum balloti, 2711 nucleotides long. RefSeq lists its product as uncharacterized. Lineage: Eukaryota; Metazoa; Mollusca; Bivalvia; Pectinida; Pectinidae. The record is from RefSeq and is a predicted model, not a curated record. The coding region runs from base 37 to 705 and encodes 222 amino acids. The transcript has 2 exons.